ACUGAAUACGAGUGUCCAGGAUGCCUUCAACCUCGGAUGGAAGCUGUCCUUGGUCGAGAAGGGCUACGCGCCAACAACACUCCUAUCGACCUACUCCGAAGAGCGCCUGCCCGUCAUCAAGCGUAUGAUCGACGAGACGAAGGCCAUGUACAAAAUCGUCAUGAACGGCCCGCGCGAUAAGCCUCGCGGUGCGGGCGAACAAGACGCUGCCUGGCGUGGUCGGCAGGAUCAGCUCAAGCAGCUCGGGAUCAACUAUCGCUGGAGCUCGAUCCUUGUCGACGAGAUCCACGCCGUGGACGCGGAGGAGGCGAAGAGGGAGACCGUCGACGCGUAUGGAGCCCUCGGCGGCGACGGCCUUCACGCAGGUGACAGGGCCCCCGACGCCCCUGCGCUGGUUGACCUCAAGUCCGGCGGUGCUGAACCGACGUCCCUGUUCAAUAUCUUCGCCCCGACGCAUCACACCGUCCUGCUUUCUGCGGCGAUGUUCCCGUGACUGAGGCUGUGCUCGAGGUCUCGAAGACGUACCCCUCCGAGCAGGUCCACGUCGUGGUCAUCUAUCCGAAAGAUGCAUCGGCUGCGUCUGUGACGGGUGGUGCUGAUUUAGUCUUGCAAGACAGCGAAGGACACGCUUAUUCGGCGUACGGCAUAUCGGAUGGCGUCUCUGGGUAUCAUUGUGAGACCUGACGGUGUUGUUGGAGGGAUCGUUAUCAGGACAGAGGGAGCGAGAACAUAUUUCAGCAAGGUCUUGUCCACUAUCUCGGACUAGGCCUCCACGCAACUCCAAGGUCAUUACAUCUUUGUACCAGUGUCAAUCCGUGGUCUAGUACUUUUGCCUCUGCGCGCUGCUAUCUACUUCGGAAAGCAUCAUGGAGAAGUACC
Fomitopsis serialis is the source of this 879-nucleotide messenger RNA. RefSeq lists its product as uncharacterized. The record is from RefSeq and is a predicted model, not a curated record. The annotation marks the transcript as partial. The transcript has 3 exons. Lineage: Eukaryota; Fungi; Basidiomycota; Agaricomycetes; Polyporales; Fomitopsidaceae. Gene Ontology annotation, molecular function: FAD binding.